AUGGUUUCCAUAAAUAGCUCCAGCCCUUACUUAGCAAUGGCCGUCGUUCAGCUAGCUUACGCCGGAUCAAAUAUCCUCACCAAACUUGCCCUCGAUCGAGGACUUAAUCAGCUCGUUUUUGUCGUCUACCGACACCUAAUCGCCUUGGUCAUCUUGUCCCCUCUCGCUUAUGCGCUCGAGAGGAAACAGAGACCGGCGAUCGGAGCUUCCGCAAUGGCUAGGAUUUUCGUUCUUUCGUUCUUCGGAGUCACUGUCCAUUUGAAUCUCUACUACGCAGGCAUGAACUACACUUCUCCGACAGUAGCAACUGCCUUGAGCAACAUCAUUCCGGCGCUGACAAUUGUCGUCGCGGCCCUCCUUAGAAUGGAAGAGGUGAAGCUCGGCAGCACCAGCGGGAAGGCAAAAGUUGUAGGCGCAGUCGCGUGCAUCGCCGGAUCGCUCAUUUUCACUUUCUGGAAAGGCGAAAGCGUAUUCGAAGGCUCGUCUGUAGUUACAUUAGCAUUAGGCCGAGAUGAUCGACACGAAAAUUGGGUGAAAGGAUCAAUCUUGAUCAUAGUAAGCUUCGUCGCAUGGAGUGUGUGGCUGAUCCUCAUGUCGGGGGCUUAUAAGAUUUACCCGGCUCGACUAUCUCUAACGGUGCUUAUAUGCUUGUUUGGAACACUUCAAUCGUCGUUUCUGUCGAUAUUCUGGGCUAGAGAUUUUGAUCUGUGGAAAAUAGGGUGGAAUAUGCAGCUCUGGACUGUACUAUACUGUGGGAUCAUGGUCUCGGCGUUGGUUUACUACUUGCAGACAUGGUGUAUCAGCAAGAAGGGGCCGGUUUUCGCGGCAAUGUUUAGCCCGUUGCUGGUUGUUAUCGUCGGAUUGUUUUCGGUCGUUGUUUUCGGAGAGAGGCUUCACUUGGGGAGCUUGUUAGGAGCUGUUGUUAUCGUGUCGGGACUAUACUGCGUGCUAUGGGGAAAAAGGAACGAUGAAGAGAUGAAGAAGGAGACUGCAGCUCCAACAGAUAUUAGCCAUGGCAGAGAUGAUGAGGAGAAGACAAUAGACAAUUUUUCAGAACAUGUAUAGUUAGCUAUUGUCUAAUCUCUAGCUGUAUUCAAUAUUUCAUGUUGAAACUAAGCAAAUCAAGAAUUCAAGAAAUUAUCGAUACCCUUACAAGAAAACAGAUCAAUCGCCAUAGAUAAACAGAGAUUAAGUAUCACACAAAUCUAUUCAUACAAUGAAUGAAGAACAAAAAUAAGUAUAUGACAA
Messenger RNA from Andrographis paniculata, 1248 nucleotides. RefSeq names its product WAT1-related protein At1g43650-like. NCBI's taxonomy places the organism in Eukaryota, Viridiplantae, Streptophyta, Magnoliopsida, Lamiales, Acanthaceae. Gene Ontology annotation, cellular component: plasma membrane. The record is from RefSeq and is a predicted model, not a curated record. The transcript is spliced from 5 exons. The coding region runs from base 1 to 1065 and encodes 354 amino acids. Gene Ontology annotation, molecular function: transmembrane transporter activity.